This is a messenger RNA of Dentiscutata erythropus, 1848 nucleotides long. Lineage: Eukaryota; Fungi; Glomeromycota; Glomeromycetes; Diversisporales; Gigasporaceae. The record is from the annotation of a GenBank genome assembly.
AUGAUCUCUGUAUUGUUUGACAACAAAGAAAAUAUGCAAGCCGCACUAGAAGUAAAUGUAGGUACAGAUGCGCAAUUGCCCACUCACAUGCAUAGAGCACAAUUGUAUAAAAAUAAUACUUUGAAUGAAAGGAAAAUGGGAAUUAAAUUAUGGGACAUCCCUAUUGGUGUGAAACAUAAUGAAUUAAAAAGUGAAUUAGAAAAUAUAUAUGGCGAAGUGGAGCAAUUAAUAUUACGCCCAACAGGAAUGUGGCAAUGGGCAAUCGCUGUCUUUAAAAAAGAAGAAGUAACUAAAGAACUUCUUAAUCAAUGGAGCAUAAUUAUUGGUGAAGACUCACUCUGUGUUACACCUACUGAUUGUAGUUAUGAUAAUCUCAUGACACGUGGUAAAUUUGCUGCAAGGAUGAUCAAUUUACCAUCUGGCAUCACAGCAAAAGAGAUUAUUCCUAACAUCAAAACGAUUGGUGCACUUACUUGCUAUAUCCCUAGGUCUCGCAAUUAUAGACGUAGAAGUGAGGCAAUUAUUUCUUUUGUAAAUGAAGAGGCACUAGAAGCGGCAAUUGGUAAAGAGUGGAAGGCAGGUGAAUUCAAUAUUAAAGUCACAAGCAUGGCAGCAAAAACAUGCUACAGAUGUCACUCCAAGGAACAUAUCGCUAAAGAUUGUCCACGGUCAAUAAACGAAAGGAGAAUAGAAGUAACAAAAAAUGAAAAUUUUCUUAAAUUCAAAAAUAUUUACAAAAGACACAAUCCAAAAUUAUAUACAAACUUAAAUAAAAAAUUUGGUGAAAAAUCAUUUGCUGAGAAUUUCUUACAAGACAAACUCAAUCUUAACUCUGAAACUAAUCAAUAUCAUAGUGAUUACAAUGAACCUGAGGUUGAUUUGCAAAUGGAUUUUGAUGAACUGAACACACACAAUAUAGAAGGAAGCAAAGAAGUGAAAAAUAAAAAUGAAGAUAAUUUUGGUAGAUUAAUACAAAUAGUAGAACAAUUCGACAUAAUGGGUAUAGCAGAAACAGAUUGUGGUGAAAGCAAGGGGCAAUGGUAUAAAGACAAUAAGGAUAAAUUUCGUAUUCACUGUUCGGGUAACGGAAAAGGAACUGGAGUAGCCUUAAUAAUUUCAAAAACACUAAAUAAGUACGUGUGUAAAAAAAGAGAAUAUGAGGGUAGAGCAAUUUGCGUAGAUCUAGUUCUUCCAAGAAAAAUGACAAUCUGCGUAAUGCAAAUUUAUUUACCAAGUAAAAAAAGUGACAAAGUUAACGUAAUUAACUGGAUUAAAAUCCAAUUAAAUGAAGCUCAAAGGAAAAAGAAAAAAGUUAUCGUGAUGGGGGAUUUUAAUGCAGUACCAUCACCUGCAAUAGAUCGAAAUAACAAUAGUCACUCACAAUUUCCAGAAAGUGAAAUCUUCCUGCUGCUAAGUAGUCAUGAUCUAAUUGACUGCUAUAGAAUAAUGUUUCCAGAAAACACAGGGUAUACAUGGAAAAGAGAUAAUUCAAACGAGGAAAGUAGAAUUGACACAAUUUGGAUGUCACACAGAUGGUAUGAUAAAAUUAUAUCCUGUUUUUUAGAUGACAUCAAAUUGAUAACAAGUAGCGACCAUAAACUUUUAGGUGUAAAAAUGUUGAAAAAGUGGCAAAUAAGAGAAAAAAAUGAGGAAAUUUAUCCCAAUGGACCUAAAUAUAAUAUAAAGCUGAUGGAUGAGAAACGAUGGCUAAAAUUUGCAAAGUUGGUAACUGUAGAGGUUGAGUCAUCAAAAUUCUUCAAUGGCAUCAAUUACCAGAAAAAGAAUUAUAACUCACUAAAUAAAAGUUUGUUAACACUUAAAAAUAUAAUGAUAAAAGUAGCAGAUUAA